AUGACACCGCCCGCAACACCCAAUGGCUCGCAGGAAGACCUGGCGGCGGACCAGCUGCCACCACCGGUCUUCCACAACUUCCUGCGAGCCUUUUAUCCUUUCCAUCCAAGCUACGCCAUGACCGAUUCGAGCGUGACCCUUCCAUUGAACGAGGGAGAAGUUAUCUUGGUGCACUCAAUUCACACCAAUGGAUGGGCCGAUGGAACCCUGCUGGUAUCAGGCGCAAGGGGAUGGCUUCCGACCAACUACUGCGAGGCAUAUGACCCGGAAGAGAUGAGGAACCUCUUGAAAGCAUUGCUCAACUUCUGGGAUCUUUUGCGAAGCACAUCCGUAAACGACAGCGAGAUUUUCGGGAACCAAGAAUUCAUGAAGGGCAUCAUUGCCGGAGUACGCUAUCUGUUGGAACGCACUCACUGCCUGACCAGGGAGUCGGCUAUCAUAACCCGCAACGAAAGUCUACGGCGCGCACGCAAGACAUUACUUUCCGAGCUGUCAGCCUUGGUGAAGACAGCAAAGCGUUUGCAAGAAGCUCAGAAGGGCAUCGGCCAACCGACAGAAGAUGUCAACGAUAUCAUUGACGAGAUGAUUCUGAAGGCUUUCAAGAUCGUGACCAAGGGUGUAAGGUUUUUCGAUAUCCUUGAGGAUGAUCGUAGGCAACGCGCCCCCGCAGUGACUGUCAUGGCUACCGUCAUUGAAGAAUCCUACAUCCCACCGACGCCGCCUGCAGAUCAGAUCAAGUUUGAUGCAACUCAGAAUGCAGCUUCCCGAGGACCGACGAACGGAACACCCACCAGGGGUACGCCCUCGCAAACAGGCGACGCGGCACAAACGUCCAACGCACCGAAUAGCAGGCGGCUUUCUACCCGCCAGUCCCCCGCCAGUCCCAACUCGCACCGCAUGUCUCAAAAUGUCAAACGGCUGUCAUCCAGCAUCUCACAUCGCGUCUCAUUGGCUGGCCCUUCUCCGCUGUCAAGACCGCAUCAUCUUGUCUCGGAACGCCUCAACAAGAGCCACGAUACUUUCUUGUCCCACCUGGGCUCCUUCAUUGGCCGUCUGCACUUGCAGUCCCAGUCUCGGCCGGAGUUGGCCUUCGCCAUCAAGCUCUCGGCGACGUCGGGUGGAGAACUGCUGGCUGUUGUUGACAUUGUGUGCGGUCAAAGUACCAGCUCUGACAUGUUAGCCAGGGCAAGGGAUAUGAUGUUUGAGCGCAUUAGGGAACUGGUUAUCGCGGCUGGGCAAAUCAUCCGCCACGCAGCGUUCCAGGAUGCCGACGUUAUCAUGCCCCAGGACAACAGCUUGCUGUUGAUGGCCGCAACGGGCUGUGUGAAGGCUGCUGGCGAGUGUGUAGCCAAGACGAAGUGGGCGAUUGAGCGUGUCGGCGACUUUGAGUGCGAAUUCGAGGCCGGCGAGCUGGGCAUUGAUCUCAGUGUCUUGGACGUUGCCUUUGAGCCGCAAUACCGUCGGCCAUCGAUCGCACCAUCCGUUGCAGAAACGACUACCACCGAGGCGACCAGUGUCGCGGGGUCUACUCGAAGUUCUGACUCUAUGCACUCGGUUGUGCCGCCAACGCCCCACCACCAGCAGCGCCCGAGUCUCGUCGCCAACGACAAGCCAUUGCCUCAACUACCACCCGUGGAUGGCAGUGAAUCUCACGGUCACCGACGUCGGCCUUCCUCUCAGAACUCCUCUGCACCUAACUCUCGACCGUCAUCACUCAACCUCAACAAUGACCAUGUUGCCAAUAUGAUGUCUUCCGUAUCGUCGAUGCGGCCGACUCUCCCGCCUCUCCCCAAACUGUCUACAUCCCUGCUCCCGGGAGAUGAGUACAGCCCCAUCGAAAACCAGGAUGGCGACUACAACAGUUCCUCCCGUGUUGACAGUAUAGCUGCUUCAAGUGCGGGCAGCAGUAGCACUUAUCUCAGCCGAGACUCCGAGGCCAGCUUGGUUUCUCAAACAUCUACUCGCGCGACCACACCGGAUCACUCUCUGGCACCGAAACUCAAGCCUUCCAUGUCAGAGCUCAGCAACGCUGGAAGCGCAAACGCCAUUAACGAAGAAGUUGACGAUGUCGAGUCUAAGAUGCUUGAGAAGACAUACGCCCACGAGCUGAUUUUCAACAAGGAGGGCCAGGUUACCGGCGGCUCCCUCCCAGCCCUGGUUGAGCGUCUUACGACCCACGAAUCUACUCCCGACGCGACUUUCGUGUCAACUUUCUAUCUCACAUUCCGCUUGUUCAGUAGCCCGCUCAAGCUGGCUGAGACUCUCAUCGACCGAUUCCACUACGUCGCCGAGGCACCUCACAUGGCCGGCCCAGUCAGGCUCCGCGUUUACAACGCUUUCAAGGGCUGGCUCGAGUCGCACUGGCGCGACGAGACGGAUCGCGAAGCCCUCAGCCUCAUUGAGCCUUUUGCGGAGUACGAGCUUGGCGCAGUGUUGCCCUCCGCUGGUCGUCGACUCUUGGAGCUUGCUCAGCGCGUAGCCAAGGACAUUGCUCUCGUCCCGCGCCUUGUGUCGUCCAUGGGCAAGACGAACACCUCGAUUGCGCAGUAUAUCCCGGCCGACACACCGCACCCGCCAUUGGCUCUCACCAAGAGCCAGAUUCAUCAGCUAUUUGCUUGGAAGAACGGUGGCAGCAACCCUACUGUCCUGGACUUCGAGCCUCUUGAGAUUGCCCGCCAGCUCACCAUCAGACAGAUGAACAUCUUCUGCUCCAUCAUGCCCGAGGAACUUCUCGCGUCCCAGUGGAUGAAGAAGGGUGGUGUUGAUGCCCCCAAUGUCAAGGCUAUGUCGGCCCUGUCCACUGAUCUGUCUAACCUCGUCGCCGAGACCAUCUUGCAACACUCGGAGGUCAAGAAGCGUGCCGCCGUCAUCAAGCAGUGGAUCAAGGUGGCUCAUCAAUGCCUAGAACUCCACAAUUAUGACGGCCUGAUGGCCAUCAUCUGCAGUCUGAACAGCAGUACAAUCAGCCGUCUCCGCAAGACCUGGGACAUUGUUUCUGUCAAACGACGCGAGAUGCUCCGCACACUGCAGGCCAUCGUUGAGCCUGCGCAAAACAACAAAGUCCUCCGGACCCGCCUCCACGACCAUGUCCCUCCUUGCCUACCCUUCCUCGGCAUGUUCCUGACCGAUCUGACCUUCGUCGACAUUGGCAACCCUGCGACUAAGCAGAUUCCUACCCUCGGUGGCGAUGGCUGCGAGGAGAAUGGCGGCGGUCUCACCGUCGUCAACUUCGACAAGCACACGCGUACGGCCAAGAUCAUUGGAGAGCUUCAGCGGUUCCAGAUCCCAUACCGUUUGACCGAGAUCCCCGAGAUGCAGGAUUGGAUGGCAGCGCAGAUCGUGCGUGUUCGUGAGAGCGACCAAGGCAAUGUUCAAGUCAGCUACUACCGCAAGAGUCUUCUCCUGGAGCCUCGGGAGAUGGCGGUGCGAACUCCCAUUGAGCCCCAGACCAGCAUCACGAGCACCCAGGGCCGCGGCGACCUCUUUGGCUGGAUGAGCCGAGACCGAGGUGCACCGACACCUACACCGAUGUGA
This is a messenger RNA of Colletotrichum phormii, 3534 nucleotides long. Its product is annotated as RasGEF domain-containing protein. Gene Ontology annotation, molecular function: guanyl-nucleotide exchange factor activity; protein binding. The record is from RefSeq and is a predicted model, not a curated record. Gene Ontology annotation, cellular component: plasma membrane. The transcript is spliced from 2 exons. The coding region runs from base 1 to 3534 and encodes 1177 amino acids. Gene Ontology annotation, biological process: Ras protein signal transduction; positive regulation of GTPase activity. Lineage: Eukaryota; Fungi; Ascomycota; Sordariomycetes; Glomerellales; Glomerellaceae.